This is a messenger RNA of Melitaea cinxia (Glanville fritillary), 732 nucleotides long. RefSeq lists its product as uncharacterized. Bases 1 to 612 code for a protein of 203 amino acids. The transcript is spliced from 5 exons. The record is from RefSeq and is a predicted model, not a curated record. Lineage: Eukaryota; Metazoa; Arthropoda; Insecta; Lepidoptera; Nymphalidae.
AUGAUAGAUGAGGUCGAGAGCGUUGUGUUCCUGAGGUCAUGUCUCAUCGUGCCGGGAGAGGUGCCAUCUAUACUUGAUACAGCGUUUCUUCCUCCAUUCAAGAAAGGCACAGACUCUAAGGCAGGCUUCGGCUUCGCGUUCGGCAACCACGCGGACUUCCAGGUCGUGUUGGAGCUGGGACCCCAGAUUAACACAAUGCCUUUAACCAGUCAACCGUUUCCUAAAAACAGUAACUCGAACAAGAUAAGACAAGCUCCGGUGUUAGCAACGAUGAAAAUAGACAAUAGGGAAAAGAAUGUCGAAUCAGACGCUGGAAACUACCUCCAAAACUGGGCACAGAGGAUGAAAUCAAAACAAAAAAUAGUCAGACAAUUGGAAAAACCUACUGACGUACACAAUCUGGAAGAAACCAAAGUGGAAUCAGUUAAAAAUGAGAAAAAAAGAUAUGAAAUACAACUACCAAAACCAGGGUACAUUGCACAGUUCAUUCUGGAGAGCUUAAAGAAAAUCUACGGCCAGAAUAAAAAAGAAGCGAAGAAGAUGGUAGAAGAAAAGAGAAUUAAAGAUGUUAAGAAGAUAACAGAAGAUUUGUCUAACGUUGAUAUGGAUUGAUUGAACCAUUUGUUAUGGGUUUUUUAUUUUUUGUUGUUUCAUUAAUACUGUUUCAAGUUUGGAUUUUUUGGAAUGGCAGUUAAUUUAAAACGUUACAAAGUAUUCUUUAUGUAUACAUUA